Amoebophrya sp. A120 is the source of this 1106-nucleotide messenger RNA. The record is from the annotation of a GenBank genome assembly. NCBI's taxonomy places the organism in Eukaryota, Dinophyceae, Syndiniales, Amoebophryaceae.
UGUGUAGCAGGAUUAAAUCGGAAGAUGGACAUACACAUAAUUACUACAUACUCUUUGUCGACGGCAACGUCAUCAAGAAGGGCCAGAAACGAGGGUAGUGGUACUAGUUUUGUCACAUCUUCAGGAUCCAAAAGUACAGAAGACGAAGACCCGUCAUUCAGCCAAAAAAAGAUGAAGAUCUUUGUGCUGUCAAAUUUCGAGUUCGACUACAGGGAUCAUCAGGCAAAGCUUACAUCCUGUUCUUCGUACUUACAGUGCUGUAAUUACACAACGGUCAACGUCUGUUCCAGGAAUGUCUGCAUCGCGGCCUUUUGCACGGCCGACCACAAGGACUAUGCUUGGACUUGUCAAAGUUCUCCUUCCAUAUUUUCAUCUUCUAUGCGCCCCGUCAUUUUUUGUUUUUGCGAUAUUGGCUCCGCUACCACUAGCCGCAGAAAAAGAGAAGAAGGCUGAUGUUCAUCUUUCCUCACCCAGCAGCACCGGCGCCCCGCAAUCGACAUCUUCUACCUCCUCCUCAUGUCCCGGCUUUCCAUGUGUGGUUUUCAGAGAGAGACGCAAGCCGCCGCACAACGAUAGUUACGAAGUCGAUUUUUUCGAUGAGGAGAAAGUACCACGCACGUGGAAAAAUGACCACGGCGGCCCGCACGUCCGCACGCCGAUGAAAAUUCAAACCGGAACGGCAAUGAAAUGUGAAGCGGUUCCCGAUGGUUUCACAGACGUACAGAGCAUGCAGUUCGCGAGCAAAAACCGGAAACUCGCGACAUCGGAGAAAAAAUUGUUCAUGUGGGGCGUCCAUGGCUGCAAAAGUCCCAAAGACACAAAGAGAACAACCGGGUGUCACAUUACGAUACCACUCGGGUACGCACCGCAGGAGUUUCAAGAAUUGAUUGUUAUGCUGACCUCGGAUGGUGAUGAUAAUGAUGAUGAAAAAACGAAUGCACGACAAGACAAGGAUGAUGAUACUGAUGAUGAUUUGGACGAUCAUCUGUAACGACGCAUGUUGAAAUAAACUGAGAUUGUGCGGGAGACCGACCACUCGCAGCUUCCACUUCCAAGAUAAUUCUCAUUCUAUUUGCUGCCAGUCUCAAGGCUGCUGUGCUGCCAAU